This is a messenger RNA of Diabrotica balteata, 558 nucleotides long. Lineage: Eukaryota; Metazoa; Arthropoda; Insecta; Coleoptera; Chrysomelidae. The record is from the annotation of a GenBank genome assembly.
AUGAUUUUACCUCUCUUUUUUACUAACGCACAUGGACAAACCGGUACUCAUAAAGUGCUGGAAUUCAGGUAUAUUCCAGCCGUGUUGGAGGUGCAAAAAGAAAAUAAUGAUCAUCUUCAAAUAAAUAUUUUGAAUAAUGAAAUAUUAUUGGACUCAAUAGACUGCUAUGAUACAACAAAUGAAGAAACAAUCCUUAUACCACCGUCAAUGGGUAUGCAAUGUCCCAAAAGCCUAGUUUGUUAUUCUGAUAGUGACAUAUCUUCAACCGAAAUUCAAGAAAGUACACAGGUUCUUGCUGAGAAGGCAGCGAACAAAAAGGAAAUAUAUAAUUAUAUUGAGCAAUCUUUAAGCGCAUCAACUAGUUACGAAUUAAUGGGCGCAGGACAUCAAUCAGAGAAUCUUCAUUCAAGGCAGAUAGCAAAAGUGCAAAAUUACGCCAUUUCUCCCCUGUAUACCGACGAAAGUGAUGUACACCUGAGUGAUACAGAUCCACCUUUCACUAUUGUUGAAAACCAAAGACAUAAAAAUUAUUUUUUUGGCCAAUCGGACUCGUCAUAA